AAUGUCUGCUCGGUUCAGCAGGCCAACCGGUCGUUCUUCGUUUCCCAUGUCGAACCCGAAAGUAGCAGCUGGGGCCUCUCCCGUCGUCCUCCCGGCACAUCGCCGGCGCCAACGGAGCCGCGACACACUCCCAGCGGCGGCAACGGAGUCCCUGUCCCUGCAACGGAGUCGGGCAAACCAACUUCGACUCGUGACCUCCGCCCAUGCUUCCGCCGGAGCAUGCCGCCGCCUCGAGCUCUUCUCUCGCGUCUGCCGUCGCCGCCCUCGCCUGACUGGCGUGAGGACUAGGACGAUGAGUUCUAACUGUUUAGCAAACGUUGGGAGGUUGGCUCCAGGAGAAAAUGCAAUCCUGCAAAAUAUGGAAUGGAAGGCUAGAAUAAGGAAGCAGCUCCUGCAACCCGAAUUGCUGCCAUCUUCUUACGAUACGGCAUGGGUUGCUAUGGUGCCCCUGCCGGGCUCCCCUCAGGUUCCAUGCUUCCCACAGUGUGUUGAAUGGAUAUUACAAAACCAGCAGGGUAAUGGAUCUUGGGGUCUCGGCCAAAUAGACUCCUCGGUCAACAAGGAUGUCCUCUCAUCCACACUGGCUUGUGUGCUUGCACUUAAGAGAUGGAAUGUUGGGCCGGAGCACAUAAUUAGAGGAUUGCGAUUUAUCGGAAGAAAUUUCUCCCUUGCUAUGGAUGAGCAGACUCCUGCUCCUGUAGGCUUCAAUACCACUUUCGCUGGUAUGCUUAGCCUUGCCAUUGAGAUGGAUUUGGAAUUUCCAGUUAGACAAACUGAUGUUGAUGGGAUUCUUCACUUACGGGAUAUGGAACUGGAAAGACUUUAUGAGGAUAAAUCUUAUGGGAGAGAAGCAUAUAUGGCUUAUGUUGCUGAAGGGUUAGGAAACCUGCUGAACUGGAACGAAGUUAUGAAGUUUCAGAGGAAGAAUGGAUCAUUCUUCAACUCUCCUUCCUCAACUGCUGCUGCAUUAAUCCACAAUUAUGAUGACAAAGCCCUCCAGUACCUCAAAUUUACUGUCAAUAAAUUUGGUAGUUCAGUACCAACAGUGUACCCAACAAAUAUAUAUUGUCAGCUUUCAAUGGUGGAUUCUCUUGAAAAGAUUGGGAUAUCUCAUCAUUUUUCUUGUGAGAUAAAGAGCAUCCUGGACGUGACAUACAGUUUUUGGCUACAGAGGGAUGAGCAAAUCGUGCUGGAUGUAGCAACAUGUGCAAUGACGUUUCGCCUUUUACGGAUGAAUGGGUAUGAUCUAUCCUCAGAUGAACUAUCUCAUGUUGCUGAAGAAUCCACUUUCCAUAAUUCACUUCAAGGAUAUUUAAACGAUACAAAAUCUAUAUUGGAAUUAUACAAGGCUUCACAUGUCAGUUUAUUGGAAAAUGAAAUUAUCUUAGCUAAAAUAGGCAGCUGGUCUGGCAGCUUAUUGACGCAAAAGCUGUUCUCUGAUGGGGGGCAAAGAAUUUCAAUACAUGGAGAGAUAGAGUAUGCUCUUAAGUUUCCCUUCUAUACCACACUGGAACGUCUAGACCAUAAGAGGAACAUUGAACAUUUUGAUGCACCGGGUUCUCACAUGCUGAAGACAGAGUAUUUGCCAUGUCGUGUCAACCAAGAACUCUUGUCUUUGGCUACUGAAGAUUUCACCUUUUCUCAAUCUAUUUACCAGGAUGAACUCCUGGCUCUUGAUAGUUGGGUGAAAGAGUACAAGCUGGAUCAGUUACAAUUUGCUCGACAGAAGUUGACAUAUUGUUAUCUCUCUGUUGCUGCUAGUGUAUUUCCUCCUGAAAUGUCUGAUGCUCGUAUAUCAUGGGCCAAAAAUACUGUGCUGGUAACUGUUAUUGAUGACUUCUUCGAUAUUGGAGGAUCAAAAGAAGAACAAGAAAACCUAAUCCGAUUAGUUGAGAAGUGGCAUGAUCACCACAAAGAUGACUUCUGUUCCGAGCAAGUCAAAAUAUUAUUCUGGGCUCUCUAUACCACAUUGAACGAGCUUGGGUCAAUGGCUUCUACAUUACAGAACCGUUGUGUUAGAAAUCACCUGAUAGAAAUUUGGCUACAGAUGGUCAGGUGUAUGAUGACUGAGGCAGAAUGGCAGAGGAGCAAAUGUAUGCCAACAAUGGAAGAAUACAUGAAAAGUGGAUAUGUUUCAAUCGGACUGGGCCCAACCGUGCUCCCAACAUUAUAUUUUCUCGGGGAAAAGCUCUUGGGACAUGUUGUCAAAGAUGAAGAGUAUGAUGAGUUAUUUAGGCUAGCAAGUAUCUGUGGCCGUCUCCUCAAUGACAGACAGGGCUUAAAGAGGGAGAGCACCGACGGAAAACUGAAUAGCAUUUCACUGCUUGUUCAUCACAGUGGUGGUUCUAUGUCAAUAGAAGCGGCCAAGGAGGCGGUAUAUAAGAUCAUAGUCACUUCAAGGAGAGACCUGCUAAGAUUGUUCCUUAAGGAAGACACUGCUGUUCCUAAGCCAUUCAAGGAGCUGUUCUGGAAGGUGUGCAAGAUACUUCACUUUUUCUACUUGCAAACCGAUGGAUUCAGCUCGCCAAAUGAAAAGGUCAGCGCAGUGAAUGCAGUUAUCCACGAGCCACUCAAACCCAAUGUUCUAAUCCAGCUUUGACUGUCUCAUCAGAAUACUAGUACUCGUUUCCUGGGCUUUACCCUCUGUUCGUAUAGAACAGAGGAAGCAGCGUGAACCUUUGAUACUGUAACUGGUUUGGUGUCAAAAACUACUAAUCUCGAUCGCUGUUUGAAGCGACACUAGCGAAACGGUUUGACCGGACCAGACACGACAAAUUUUCAGCUCGCAAAUUUCUCA
Messenger RNA from Brachypodium distachyon (stiff brome), 2797 nucleotides. RefSeq names its product ent-kaur-16-ene synthase, chloroplastic. The coding region runs from base 2 to 2599 and encodes 865 amino acids. The record is from RefSeq and is a predicted model, not a curated record. NCBI's taxonomy places the organism in Eukaryota, Viridiplantae, Streptophyta, Magnoliopsida, Poales, Poaceae. Gene Ontology annotation, molecular function: magnesium ion binding; terpene synthase activity. Gene Ontology annotation, biological process: diterpenoid biosynthetic process. The transcript is spliced from 14 exons.